AUGGCCGCCCUCACCCCCGCCCAAAUCGCCAUCAUCAAAUCCACCGUCCCCAUCCUCCGCGAGCACGGCCCCGUCGUCGCCACCACCUUCUACGCAAACAUGCUCGCCGCCCACCCGGAGCUGCAAAAUUACUUCUCCCUGCGCAACCAGCAGACCGGCGCCCAGCAAAUCGCCCUCUCCAACGCCGUCCUCGCCGCCGCCAUCCACAUCGAGCGCCUGCAGGAAAUCGCCGGCGCCGUCGACCGCAUCGCCCAGAAGCACGUCUCGCUCUUCAUCCUGCCGGAGCACUACCCCAUCGUCGGCAAGUACCUCAUCGGCGCGUUCCAGCAGAUCCUCGGCGAUGCCUUCACUCCGGAAAUCAAGGACGCCUGGGUCGUUACCUAUGGUCUGCUGGCCGACAUCUUCAUCAAGCGCGAGGAGGAGCUGUACGCCGAGGCGGGCUGGCAGGGCUGGCGCGACUUCACCAUUGAAGACAAGGUCGACGAGGCCGAAAACGUCACCAGCUUCUACCUCAAGCCCGUCGACGGAAAGCCGCUGCCCGAGUUCCUGCCGGGCCAGUACAUCAGCCUGCAGAUCCCCAUCCCGGAGCUCAACGGCGUGUUCCAGAGCCGCCAGUUCAGCCUGAGCCUGUCUCCGCGCCAGAGCGCCGACCACUACCGUGUCACCGUCAAGCUGGAAAAGGACGGCCAGCAGCACACCGUCGAGGAGGUCGUCAGCGGCAAGGUCGCCGGCCUGGUCUCGCAGCGCCUGCACGAGCAGUACAAGGUCGGCGACGUCGUGCAGCUCAGCCCUCCCCACGGCGAGUUCACCUUCAGCGCCACCGCAACGCCUGCGUCCGCUCCCAUCGUGCUGCUCUCCGCCGGCGUCGGUGUUACUCCCUUGCUCUCCAUCCUCGAUACUAUCCUGGAGAGCUCCUCUCAGUCCUCUCGUCCCGUGACUUGGAUCCACGGAGCGCGACACUCUGGAGCCGUGACAUACGGCAAGUACAUCCGCGAGGCCGAAAAGAAGCACAGCAACCUGUCCACCAAGAUCUUCCUCAAGAACGUCCAGGAGGGCGACAAGAAGGGCCAGCAGUACGACUACGAGGGCCGCAUGGAUCUCGACGCUCUGGAAGCCGAUGGCGUGCUGCCCCUGAAAGAUGCCUCUGCCGAGUACUACAUCUGCGGACCAGAGGAGUGGAUGAUUCAGACCCGGGCUGGCCUGGAGAAGAAGGGUGUCAGCUUGGAGAAGCAGCACCUUGAGCUGUUCCGCACUGGAACCCUUUAA
This is a messenger RNA of Trichoderma gamsii, 1266 nucleotides long. RefSeq lists its product as hypothetical. Gene Ontology annotation, biological process: cellular response to nitrosative stress; nitric oxide catabolic process. Gene Ontology annotation, molecular function: heme binding; FAD binding; nitric oxide dioxygenase [NAD(P)H] activity. NCBI's taxonomy places the organism in Eukaryota, Fungi, Ascomycota, Sordariomycetes, Hypocreales, Hypocreaceae. The coding region runs from base 1 to 1266 and encodes 421 amino acids. Gene Ontology annotation, cellular component: intracellular anatomical structure. The record is from RefSeq and is a predicted model, not a curated record. The transcript has a single exon.